Amphiprion ocellaris (clown anemonefish) is the source of this 4663-nucleotide messenger RNA. RefSeq names its product thyrotropin-releasing hormone receptor a (gene trhra). The record is from RefSeq and is a predicted model, not a curated record. Bases 311 to 1558 code for a protein of 415 amino acids. Lineage: Eukaryota; Metazoa; Chordata; Actinopteri; Pomacentridae. Gene Ontology annotation, cellular component: membrane. Gene Ontology annotation, molecular function: thyrotropin-releasing hormone receptor activity. The transcript is spliced from 2 exons. Gene Ontology annotation, biological process: phospholipase C-activating G protein-coupled receptor signaling pathway.
UGUGAGCAGAGAGACAGGAGCAGAGCUGCUUCUCUCCUCUGGAUGCAAACUUCCACCAACAUCCUCCAACAUGCUUGAAUGGAAAACGUGCUGGAGCUCCAUUUGAUGGCUUCUCUGCAGCAUCACCAUCGGGGCUUCAUUGGGAGGAAAAUGCAGUUUGACAGGAUUCUAUGGAAGUUUUUGGAGGAUUUCUAGAGUGGGUCCUGUUGGGCUUGGGCCCCGCAGAUUGUUGCAUAGAUUUUAUUUGAUUAAAUUUUUUUAAUGCUUGGUGUAAUUCUCUUUAAAGUGCACAGAGCUACGAGGUCUUGUUAUGGAAAACCUCACCAUGAAUAACCUGACGAUGGAGAAUGACACGUCGGAGCACCACAACCAGACCCUGGGUGUUUGGACCGACUACACACUCGAAUACAAAGUGGUCAGCGUGUUUCUGGUGUCCCUCAUCUGCGGGGUGGGGAUCGUGGGGAACAUGAUGGUCAUCCUGGUGGUCCUGACCACCAAGCACAUGCGGACUCCCACCAACUGCUACCUGGUGAGUCUGGCGGCCGCUGACCUGAUGGUGCUGACGGCCGCCGGGCUGCCCAACAUCACGGACGCCCUGCACGGUCAGUGGGUGUACGGCUACGCGGGCUGCCUGGGCAUCACCUACUUCCAGUACCUCGGGAUCAACGCGUCCUCCUGCUCCAUCACCGCCUUCACCGUGGAGCGCUACAUCGCCAUCUGCCAUCCCAUCAAAGCGCAAUUCUUGUGCACUUUAUCCAGGGCGAAGAAGAUCAUCAUGCUGGUGUGGGCGCUCACGUCUGUCUACUGCGUCAUGUGGCUCUUUCUGUCAGACACUAAAAAGUUGGUGUACGACAACGUGGUGCUGCUCAACUGCGCCUACAAAGUGUCCCGGAGCCACUACCUGCCCAUCUACUUCACGGAUUUCACGGUGUUCUACGUGCUGCCCCUGAUGCUGGCCACGGUGCUGUACGGACUCAUCGCCAGGAUACUUUUCCUGAACCCGCUGCCUUCCGAUCCCAAGGAGAGCUCCAAGAAGUGGAAGAAGGAGACGAGCCAGGGCGGGAGGAUGAUCAGCAGCAGCUCGUCCAGCAGCACCACGGCCGCCUCCCGCAGACAGGUGACAAAGAUGCUAGCUGUGGUGGUGAUCCUCUUCGCCUUACUGUGGAUGCCCUACCGCACCUUGGUGGUGGUCAACUCCUUCCUGGACCGGGCCUACCUGGACACCUGGUUCCUGCUCUUCUGCCGUCUGUGCAUCUACCUGAACAGCGCCAUCAACCCGGUCAUCUACAAUGCCAUGUCCCAGAAGUUCCGCGCUGCUUUCAAGAAGCUGUGUCACUGUGGCCCUCAGCGCAUGGAGAAACCCGCCUCCUACAGUGUGGCGCUCACCUACAGCGUUAUCAAAGAGACGUCCAACGGGGAAAGUCCCGACCACUUCACCACAGAAAUGGAUGAGCUGCGCACGCCGUCGGAUCAGUACCUUCCUGCCAGCAUCCUGCCAAGUGCCAAGAAGAGGCCCUAUGAGGAGCCUUCGCUGUCAGGCAGAGAUGUCAAAGCCUGACUAGAAACCAACUUUCCAUCUAAUGAGAGCAUGACAGAGACUGACAGCUCCAGUAUGGAUUCGGUCAAGUUUUAAUUAAAAGUAACCACACACUUCCAGUUUAAUUUCCCCAAGGUGUUUCCUCUUGCAAAUAUUUCUUUUAUUUGACAAGGCCAUUUGCCUGAUGCUAAAUUGGAUGUAAUGAGUUGAGUUGGAUAUACUUAAGGCGUAUUAGCCUUUUGUACAAAACUAGUGAAUAGAUUAUGAAUUGUCACAAUUUACUGAUAGAUCCGUAUCGAUGAUUCUCAACUCUGAAGAGAAAAUCUCUGCCUCUGUUUAUUGACUGAAAAAUAGGAAAUUUUAAUUAUUAAUGUCACGCACCCAUCUCCUAUGAUUUGUGAGAGACACCUUUUGUAUAAAUCUUACCCUAACGUUAAAAGAUAAACUUGUAUGAGAGCAGUUUGUUAAAAAGUUGCACGGUUUGUUUGGUUGCAGCAGACGGCUUCUUCAUUUCUCUUCCUGUCCACUCUAAACAGAAUCACAGUGUUAAAUCAGACACUACAUUAGCAGUCAGUCAACAGCAAGAAGUUUCAGCAGUGGGUGUCGUAUGUCUGGGUGAAAAUGCAAUCGAUAUUUUGAGAAAUAUCCGCUAAAACCUCCUGCCAUUACUGACCUUCAUAGUGAGUUUCAGUUCACUGUUUUGCCCACAGUUUAACUGUUUGUUCACUCUCAGCGUUCACAUAGCGACGCUUUAAAACGAAAGACUCUUAAACCCCACUUCACGCCCCCCACUCCACAUCAAACAGCAGAGAGACUAAAUUAGCGGCUGCUGCUGGGAAACACAGCGGAGCAUUUAGCAGGAACAGGGUCAGACAUUUGCCCCAGCAGUGACCUUUUGGUAGAAUUAAUAUUUGCCUUUCCAGGUGACCAGAAACACACUUUCACGACCUCCGAAUGACCAAAACAUUUUCUUGCAGGCUGUUUUUGAAACCACUCCCUUGUUCACUCAUUCACUACUGACCCUCUACACAUCAUCAGCCAAGACGUUGUUUUUACCUCAUUUAUCCGCUGCAGCUUUUUACUGCUCAGCUGUUGCUUUCUAUUCAGCUAACUUUAUGAAUUUCAUUAUUCUGGGAAAGGGGCUGUUUCUGUGACCAAUGUUGGAUUUUGUUGCAUUUUUUCACAGAAAAGUAGUGUAAGGGAUUACAGUUUGACAUUCAGGGAUUACACACUACUUCUAAGUACUAGUAGUCCAGUAUAGCUCUGUUACAUUGACAAUCUGGGGGACAAUUUAUCGAUAGUUUUAGAAAGGGUUGAUAUCAGGUAUCUGUUAACUUGGUGCAGGAGAUGGAGGUAUGGGAAAACCAGCAGCAAAAGAGAAGAAAAACAGUUUUAAAAUGAUCUUAUGGUGUAUCUUAUUAGCUGUCUUGGUACCGUUACACACUGGUAAGGACACAAUGUAGAAAGGGUUAACUAGCUACUGCUGAUCAGUAAAUACCUCCAAAACUACAUGUUGGCUGAAGUUAAACCAUGUUGUUCUUUUUCUGUGUGUGUUGACAACUUAAGAUGCAGCCUGUGUGUGAUGUAAAUGCAAGUACUUCUUAUGUUGAGUAAAGUAACUGAACUGAAUUAUUCUUAAAUGAGAAGUAUGUAUGUGUUGAACAUUUUUUUAUCUGCCCAUAUGAUUGGUUUGAAUUUUCUCUGUUGGGAUUGUUUGCAAGGAGUGCAACUUCUUAAUUGUAUAAGACUUUCUCCUUUCCUUAUCAAGGGAAUUUCCUUUCAUGUUUAAAUUUACUGUUUACUUUGUAUCUCCCACCUCUAGGAUAACACUUUAGCUUCUCUACUGUGUGCAGAUAUUACAGAUGUAGCAAAAGUCCUCUUUUUGUGCAUCCCCACCAGACAAUAUGUAAUUCAAAUGAAUCUAAAUGCACACCUCCAUGACCUUUAAUCUAGAUACUAGAGAGAAAGCACAGAUAUAGAAUAAUGUGACCUUUUAAAAAGGCCCAGCCAGAGAAAGGGACAGAUAUAACACUCAAUUAAGCCUGAUGUAUCAGUUUAAAAUCACCUGAACUCUAAUUAUUCCUGCAGGAAUGUCAGUCUUAAUAGUGACAGACACACCAAAGCCUUGUUUUGCUUUGCUCUCCGUUAAGACGACAUCUGUAGGUUCACUGUGGAGAACCUGUGAAGGCCAGUGUAUCAUAAUGAGGGUGAAAUGAGUAGCUCUGAUGUGCCGACAGAGAGGCUGUUUGUUAAAGGGUCAGAUAACUGGCGUGGCAGUAACUCACUGAUAAUGGCUCAGACUGCAGAAUGCAGCACUUUUCUGUGAUUUAUCUGCUCAGCAAAAAAAUCAAAAAAUAAAAACCCACAGAGCAGUGGUGGAAUAAUUAACUAGACUGCAACAAAGUGCAAGACUUCAGUUGGUGCAAUCCACAGCAUGUACAUAGCUCACCCUGCUAUUAAUGGAAGACUUUCUGCUGUUUCUUGGAGCAUAUAUGUAAAUUGAGCAGCACUCAGAGGGAAUGAACACUUAGUGAGCUCAGUGAAAAGCACCUGUUUCUCUUUGAAAAGCAGUCUUUUUUGUCUAUAUUGUAAAGUUGCUUCAAAUUGAUUGUGCAGUGCAAUGUGAAAUUCAUUGAGUAUUGUGUUUUCAAAUGUGUGCCAGCGAAUGCAUUUGUCAAAUAAUAGCCCAUUUUCAUCUAUCGUUCCAUCAGCGUGUGUGCUGCCAUUCCAAACCAGUUGGUGGGAGGUAAUCUCCAAAGUGGAACAGGUGAGAAAACAUGAAAACAAAAACAGUUCGAAGCCUGUAGUGUAAUGUGAUGUACCUCUAAUCUGUACACUUAUUAAUCUACCACCUUGUUCUCAGCUGAAAUGUGUUUGAUUUUUGGACAAACUCCAUGCAGUUGUGUUGGAGAUGUGUUGUGUUCUGCACGGCGCACAGUUCAGAGCAUGAACACAGGCUUUUGUGAUGUGGAUACAAAACUUGAUACCUGAUGUAUUUCCAUCUGAAGCAACUGUUUGUGCACGUUGCUGUCUUGAGGUAGCUUUUCUCUGCUCUUGCUGUUUGAUGGAUUGUUUUGUAUUUUGUAUUGUUCUUUGUCUACAAUAAAGACAGCAAUUACAGCGCCA